AUUGCUUGUAAUUACUUACUUCUCCCUUUUAUAGUUUCACAACUAAUUAUUUUGCAGUUGCUUUUCCAUGCAGGACCUAGCUUUAAAUUGCGCUCUCCGCUUUUAUUGGAGGACAAAAAAAGAAAUGCGCUUGAGGUGCAUCACCACCAAAAUUGACAUCAUUUUUAACAUGGUAAUGCCGUGCUGUUCUUUUAUUGGUUACAGUAUAUAAUUAGUUUUGAAUUUUUCCUGCUUGUUCCAUAAUUAUCCGAUUUUAGUUAAUCCAGUUUAGUGUUUGUGCGAGAUUUGGAGCAUAAAUAUUCCGCUUAGACUUUACUACACUAAACAAAUAAUAAAUAACUAUAACAAUAACAAUAACAUUCCCCGCGUACAUAACACUUAUUAUCCAUUAGUAUAUAGUCAGCCAAUAGUAUAAGCGUAGCAAUUUCAAAUAAUUUCAAGUACAAAAGUCAUAUAAAUAUGAUACUAAAUUCAUUUAAUUAUGAGUUGCUAUUCAAAGCCAAUUUGAGUUCCCUCAGUGAAACCCUUACCAGGCGAAAGCAUAUUGUUCAUAUUAUAUUCUUUAGUAUGUUGGUAUUAUUCUUAAUUCAUUUGUAUUUCCUGUCCUUUGCUACAGGUUAUCCCCUUAGUAUGGAACAUGCCAAGUAUUAUGGUCGUCAAGAUAUUAAUUUACGAACAGUUGAAGCAAGCCAUGUUCAAUUAUAUGAACUUAUAAAUAGUGCGGCUAAUAAAGCUGUAUUUAGUCAGCUACAAUAUUCAGAAAAUGCCUAUUAUGAUUUAGGUAAUAAUGUGGUGGGUAAUGCUGAAUUUCCUGUUUAUAAUCAAUUUCAACGUCAACCAUAUGUGGCAAAUGGAUAUCUUGGUAGUAGAAUUCCCAACAUUGGUCAAGGUUUUACUUAUGAUCAAUUGACAGAUGCAUCUACAGCUUCUGAUGAUGAUCUUUUGAAUGGUUGGCCCUUAUUCAAUAAAAGAUACUCUGGAGCCUUUGUAGCUGGAUUCUUUGAUAUUCAAAACAAUGUUACGGAAACAAAUUAUCCUGAGUUGUAUGCCAAUGGAUAUGAGAGUAUAAUUGCAGCUAUACCUCAAUGGACAUCCUUAACAUUAUCUACAGAACACAAUGGAAACAUAUAUUCUUUGAAUCCUGCUUUAAAUUUAUCAGGUCAAAUCUCCAAUUAUCAACAGAAUAUGUCCCUUAGUAAUGGGAUAGUCUCAACUGAAUUCACAUGGUUGGACUCUCUUCAAAUAAAAUUUGAUGUGUUGGCACAUCGACAAGAAGUCAGAUUAGGGUUGGUCAAUUUAGAAGUGUCUAACUUGAGUAAUGAUACUUUUACUAUUGAUAUAGAAGACGUACUUGAUUUCGCUACAGCUCAAAGAUCUCAACUCACUGGUGUUGAUUCAGAUAGUCUGGGUAUCUAUAUGACAUUCCAGCCUCAUCAAUUAGACUAUAUAAAUGGAGCUAUCUAUUCUAAAUUAAUUGCAUCUACUUCUCCAGCUGUUAGUAGCAAUGAAACAUCCAUAUCUCAACUGCUUCAAAUUCAAUUAUCUCCUGGUGAAUCUACCACUCUUGCCAAAGUCGUAGGAGUUGCCACUACUGAUUAUGAUCCUUCAACUGCUAGUUCUCAACAAGAUGUUUUAAAUAUGGCUAAGAAUGUAGCUAAUAGUCAUAGUAAUAUUACUGAUAUAUUUACUAGUCAUAAAGUUGCUUGGGCUCAAACACUUGAAGCCACUCCAGCAGUUACAUUUCCUGAUGAUUUAUUACUUACUUUAACUACUAGAGCAUCAAUUUAUCAUUUAACUGCCAAUACUCAACCAAAUAAUCAUGGAGUUACUGCUGCUUUAGGAGUAGGAGGUUUAAGUUCAGAUAGUUAUGCUGGAAUGGUAUUUUGGGAUGCUGAUAUUUGGAUGAUGAAUGGUUUAUUACCCUAUAUUCCUGCUCAUGCUAAAAGUAUUACUAAUUAUCGACUUCAUACUCAUGAACAAGCCAUAAAAAAUGUACCUCAAGGUUAUGAAGGUGCUGUAUAUCCUUGGACUUCAGGUAGAUUUGGUAAUUGUACAUCUACUGGACCAUGUUUAGAUUAUGAAUAUCAUAUCAAUACUGCAGUAGCUUUAUCAGCUUGGGAUGUUUAUUUAAGUGGAGCAGGUGAUGAAGAAUAUUUAAAAAAUGUAGUAUAUCCAUUAGUUAAUGAUGCUGCUUCAUUCUUUUCAACUUAUCUUACGAGAUAUAAUAGUACUUUACAACAAUAUACUACUCAUAAUUUAACUGAUCCUGAUGAGUAUGCCAAUCAAGUAGAUAAUGGAGCUUAUACCAAUGCUGGUAUUUCAUCAAUCAUGAGAAAAGCUAUAGCUGUUGCUAAUCAUUUAGAUUAUGAAUUUGCCUCUAACUUUUCAUCUAUUGCUGGGAAUAUGUUUAUUCCAAAUUCUGGACUUCCUGGUAAUAUUACACUUGAAUAUUCAGGAAUGAAUUCUUCUGUUGGUAUUAAACAAGCCGAUGUGAUUAUGAUGACUUAUCCAUUAAAUGAUGAAGAAGUUGAUGUUGAUCAAGCCCUUCGAAAUAUGGAAUUUUAUUCACUUAAACAAGUGAGUUAUGGACCAGCCAUGACAUUCCCAAUUUUCUCUAUAGUAUCAUCUAAAUUAGCUCGUCAUGGAUGUGCAGCUCAAUCAUAUCUUCAAAAAUCAGUAAGACCUUAUUUAAGAGGUCCAUUUGCCCAAUUCUCCGAACAGAAUAAUGAUAACUUUUUAACUAAUGGAGGAACUCAUCCUGCAUUCCCAUUCUUAACAGCUCAUGGGGGAUUUCUUCAAGCUAUUUUACAAGGAAUUGUUGGUUUAAGAUAUGAUUAUGAAGUGAUAGAUGGCAAGAUUUCUCGAGUAUUAGAAUUAGAUCCUCGAGCCAUGCCUUGUUUACCUAAUGGAGUUAUGUUUGAAGGGAUAAAGUAUAAUAAUCAUUCAUUAUCAUUUACUAUCCAUGAAGAUAGAUUUUCUAUUACUAAUGAUGGUCCAUUACCCAGUAAUAUUAAUAGUAAUAGUAAUGAUAAUACUAAUAGUUCAGUUAAAAUCAAAUUAGCCUCGAGAAACUUAAAGGCUGGUACUUAUACAUUGGCUACGGGUCAACAACUUGUAUUCCCCUUGUAUACUCCUCAAUCAUCUUUCCCAUCGAGUAUUUCUGAAUGUGGAGCAGCACGAUUUGUUAAUAUUACUCAAUCAGCUUAUGGAGAUGCUCCUAGUCUGAUGAAUGAUGGAGAUAAUACUACCCAUUGGCAAUCAUUCUCUAAUUCCAGUACUGGGAAAGUGCUUAUUGAUUUGAAACAAUUCAAGAAUAUUUCAAGUAUGUUAGUUAAUUGGGGUGAUAAACCCGCUCAGCACUUGACAGUAUCAACCACCACCACUGACUCUACUACUGCUAAACUUGAAACUGUAUUUGACUUUCUUAGUAGUGUUGAUUUUGGUAAUAACUUGUAUGACCAUUAUCAGUAUGGUACUGUGCAAACUCAAGUUAUACCUCAAUCCCAAGUAUUUGCAUCGAUAUUUAGUGAUUAUAUUGAUAUCUCAGCACCUUAUGAUGCUCAAGAAGCUACUCAGAUUGAUAUUCCGUCUCAUCAGAAUGUGACAACUGUCCAAUUUACUGAGCCAGUGUAUCUGAGAUUCCUCCUUUUAGAGAUGGAUGGAAUUCAUGAUGAGCUGCCAAUCGAUGGAGAUACAGGAGGUGCCAAACUCUUUGAGGUGGUAUUGUUCUAGAGUGUUUUGGUUUAGGUUUAGGUUUAGGUUUAAUUUUGUAAUAUUAAUAAUAGUA
This is a messenger RNA of Scheffersomyces amazonensis, 3787 nucleotides long. RefSeq names its product alpha,alpha-trehalase (gene ATC1). Gene Ontology annotation, cellular component: fungal-type cell wall. The transcript has a single exon. The coding region runs from base 460 to 3732 and encodes 1090 amino acids. NCBI's taxonomy places the organism in Eukaryota, Fungi, Ascomycota, Pichiomycetes, Serinales, Debaryomycetaceae. Gene Ontology annotation, biological process: trehalose catabolic process. Gene Ontology annotation, molecular function: carbohydrate binding; alpha,alpha-trehalase activity. The record is from RefSeq and is a predicted model, not a curated record.